AUGGAUCCAGCAACACCAAAACAAGUGGCCGAGCAAGCAGUGCCUGAACUUCCGUCUCCCUCGUCAGACGCAGAAAAGAUCAGAUUAAAACGUUUAGCGAAGCUUCAACAAAAUAGUUCAGACAACUCUGUUGGAACUUCAAGGACUUUCGCGUCGUCUUCUAAUACCGCGUCUGCUACUGCUCCGACUUCGCUCAAAAGUCAAAGUAAACAGCUACAACAACAAAAGGAUAAGGGAAGGUUGGAACCUAUGAAUACUACAUCGGUUUCACCAAAACCAAAACAGCCUGUUAAAUCCUUUGAAGAUUGGCAAAAUGAUGUCAUCUCCAAAAUCCUUCAAAUUACACUUGAUAAAUCAUCGGCCGAAAAAAGUGACUCUCAAUUGAUUUAUCUAUAUUCCCAAGUUGCGGAGUUAAAGGAAGAGGAUCCUGAGAAUACAUCAUUCAAAUUAUCACAAUCUAUUCUUGAAAGUGCUCUAGUUGCUCGAUUAUCUAUUAAUCCAGAUCAAAUGAGUGAUGAUGAGGAAAUUGUACAGGCGAUUUCGAAAUUGCCUCGUACACCCACAUUUGAUUAUCUGCUGGACAGCUGGAAACGAGCAGUUGAGAUUAAGAAAAACUUGCUAACACGCGCGUCUAAGACAUUAGAACCUUCAAUUAUUAACGAACGAGUUAAUGUCUUGGAUACAAUAAAAGAUCUAUUAGUAAACUAUGCCGGAUUGAUUAUUCAAUAUCCUGAUAUGUUCCCACAAGUAAAUAAUUCAAUGAAUUUAGGUCCCGAACAGCUCGUUCCAAGACUAUUGGCCGAUGUUAAUACUACUGAAGGGUUACCUUGGGACUUUAUUCAGGAAUUGUCUGCAAAAAUUGAUGAGGAAGGAUUUGAACAAGUUUUUGGACAAGCUUUAAUUGGGUUGACGGCUCAAAUGCGUUCGAAAAAAAUCUUGGAUGAUUUUUUACGACCACUUAAUGCAUGUAGUUUUAAAUGCUGGAAUCCUCCUAAUUUGACUGCCAAAACGUUCGAGGUUAUGUCUUUUUUAGGCCCAUUUUGUCGGUUAUCCGUUUUUCCAUUGGACGAGCCAACUAUAGCGGAAAGUUAUUUUAGUAACGUUCAACAAAGAAGUAAAGCUGAUGUGGAUUCUGCUAUGAUAAGUCUGAGGGGUGCUAUACGAGGAGUACAGAAAUCUCUUUUUAAUAUAUUUAAUAAUAUUGUACGUUCUUCACCGUCUUCAAAAGAAGCUGUACUUUCUUAUUUUGCCACAGUUAUUAAGUUGAACGAAAAAAGAGCACAAAUGCAGGUUGAUCCUUCGCAAGUAGGAACCGAUGGGUUUCUAAUGAAUCUAAGUUCUGUACUAUUAACUUUCGCGGAUCCUUUUAUGGGUUAUACUAAGAUCGAUCGUAUCGACGUUAAUUAUUUCAGAAAGUCGAAACGAAUUGAUAUUAGUCAAGAAACAAAAAUUAAGGCAACUCAACAAGAAUCAGACGCAUACUAUUCUUUGGAAAAUGAGAAAGCAAUCCAUCAUUAUGGACCAUUGCAAUGUUAUGAUAAUUAUAAUAAUCUGAACAGAGAUCUUAUGGAAUUACAAAAACAGUAUGAUGGGAUGAGAGCUGAUCAACCAAACUGGGCAGGGACUCCAGCUGCUGCUAUCAAUGAAGUUCUACUAAAGCGUUGUAAGGAUCAACUCGACAAAUGGGCUUCGCAUAAAAUAGCGUAUGAUUCUCAAUUGUUAGAUCCGGAAUCCUUAUCCCAUUCACUACAAUUUUAUAACUUAGUGAUUAAUUGGGUGUUAAGAAUUGUUGAUCCUACAGGUCAACAUCCUAAAAAGCAAAUUAGCUUACCUUUACCGCCAACCCCUCCAAAGGAAUUUAUUAUGUUACCUGAAUUUAUCAUUGAAGACGUUACCGAAUUUUUCUUGUUCAUUUCCAGAUAUAACCCCCGAGUAAUACUUUCUGGCUCGCGUGACGAGCUGAUAAUUUUCAUUAUCACUUUUCUUAAAUCUUCGUCAUAUAUUAAGAAUCCAUAUUUGAAAGCAAAGUUUGUAGAAAUCUUGUUCUAUUACACAACACGAAAUGACAAUGAAGGUGGUAUGGGGGCUAUUUUAAAUUCACAUCCUAUUUCUUUGGAGCAUUUAAUGUCAUCUUUAAUGUCUUUUUAUGUUGGUGGAACAGACCGGAAUGCACACUCAAUUUUAUGA
Molecule: messenger RNA, 2187 nt
Organism: Funneliformis mosseae
Lineage: Eukaryota; Fungi; Glomeromycota; Glomeromycetes; Glomerales; Glomeraceae
Source: the annotation of a GenBank genome assembly